Messenger RNA from Chrysochloris asiatica (Cape golden mole), 1929 nucleotides. RefSeq names its product RBBP8 N-terminal like (gene RBBP8NL). Bases 1 to 1929 code for a protein of 642 amino acids. The transcript has 13 exons. The record is from RefSeq and is a predicted model, not a curated record. Gene Ontology annotation, biological process: DNA double-strand break processing involved in repair via single-strand annealing; double-strand break repair via homologous recombination. Lineage: Eukaryota; Metazoa; Chordata; Mammalia; Afrosoricida; Chrysochloridae. Gene Ontology annotation, cellular component: site of double-strand break. Gene Ontology annotation, molecular function: double-stranded DNA binding; single-stranded DNA binding; damaged DNA binding.
AUGGAGAGCUUCAUGGAGUCACUAAACAAACUGAAGGACAUCCACGAGAAAGAAGUCCUAGGCCUGCAGAACAAGCUUGUGGAACUGAACUCUGAGAGGUGCCGGGAUGCUCAGAGGAUUGAGGAGCUCUUUGCCAAGAACCUCCAGCUCCGGGAGCAGCAGAAGGCUCUGAAGGAGAACGUAAAAGUUCUGGAGAACAGGCUGCGGGCUGGCCUGUGUGACCGCUGCAUGGUGACCCAGGAGCUGGCCAGAAAGAGACAGCAUGAGUUCCAGAGCUCCCACCUGCAGAGCCUGCAACACAUCUUCCUCCUGACCAAUGAGAUGACCGGGCUGAAGGACGAGAACAAGAGUCUGAAGGAAGAGGUGAAGCGGCUUCGGGGCCUCGGUGACAGGCCCAAGUCCCUGAGCAGGGAGGGCACCUCGGACCCCCCCUCACCCCUGUUGCUACCUUCCCCGGGUGGCCAGAAGGCAGGUACUGAGAAGUCACCUCAAGACCACGAGGAGCCCCAGGCAGAGAGUCCCAGCAUGGACCCACGGGGAGAAGAGCAGCAGCUGGGGCACCGGACAUCUCCUGUCACCAUAAUUUCUCCGAGUGUCAGCGUGCCUGAGUCUCGGGUCCCGGACAUGAGCCCCCAGCACAUCUCCAACCAGCUACAUGGGACCAUCGCCGUGGUACGGCCUGGGUCCCGGGCAUGCCCCCCAGACCAAGGCUCCAUCAACGGAACACCCCCUCCACCUGCCAGGAGCAGCCCACCCAACCCUCCCUACGAGCCCAGCUUCCCCCUGGACAGCCUUCUGCGGGCCUCCCGGCCCUCUCUCGUGGCCUUUGAGGCCCUGAAGAGCUCCCUGCAGGCUGACCGCCUCAGCUUCCUGAGCCGCCACCUGGCCCUGCACCUCCGAAGCUCCAGCAGCAGACCCCUGACUGCCACCACAACACCAAGUGACCCCCGGCCAAAGAGUCUGAAUGCCAUGGAAGCCGAGGGCUGGGAGGAGCCCACAGGCCUGCUGGAACUACCAGUGGACGAAAGGGACCCACGGUUGGAGGGCACGCUGCAGCGGCUCCUGGCCCAACAGCUUCGGGCUCGGGAGAGCAGAGCCAGGCCAAAGGGCCUGUCUGCACUGGAGGGGACCUCGCCCUCUCCACCAGCUGCCUCAGACUCCGAAGAUCCUGAGGAUAACCAGAUAGCCAGGGCAGCACUGACCAGAGCAGCCCAGCCUGGAGAGCGGCACCCACAGCCCACAGACCUGGCCAGCCUGAGCCAGAAGGCAGUUGUGGAUGUCCAGGAAUGUGCCCCAGACAAGCCCCUAGACCUCUCAGGCCGAGGUCGGGGCCAUGACGCCCCCAGACCUGCCAACCGUCCUGCAUUGCUCAGUCCCCCAACCACCUGUACGCCCAGCCCUGAGUCACCUGGACAGUCCAGACUCCUAACCUCCAGUCCCUGGGCACACAGCAACGGCUCCAAAGGGAACAGAGCAUCAGCACUAGAGGCUCCCCCCACUCCAGUGAUUCUCCCACUGCACCACCCCGGCCUGUCCUCUCCAAGUGGGGCAGAGAAUGAAUCCAAAGGGAGACCAGGGCUGCCUACCUCCCCAGAGAAGCCUGACAAGGAUGGCCAUACAGAGUCCAGCAAAGAGGAGGCGCAGGGGCCAGAGUCGGACGAGCCGGACACCUCGGACAGUGAGAAGGCCCCAAGUUCCGAAGUGAGUGUCAAGCUCAGCACUCAGCCAGGGGAGGAGCCCAGGUGCGUCUGCGCCAAGGAACUCGCGCAAGGUUUGCAGCGCAAGCGGAAGCGGGCGUCGGACUCGCGAGGCAAAGCCCCCAAGAAGCUGUUCCGAGGGAGAAGGAAGCCUCAGGAGCUCUUGGCAGUGGAGGAAAGUUCUAGAAGUCCAAAGAAUGCCAAGGACCGCAGCCCCUCAUCCAGCAGCUGA